AAAAUCAAAAGUAAAAUGUUCACAUAUUAUUACUAUUAUGGACUGACCAACAAGUACGGUGAUUUAGAAACCAUACCGUGGGAGAAACAGGAAACCCCCUCCAAACAUGACAGUCAUAAUGUCAUAAUAACCCGAAGACAUCUAACGGAAUGUUCUCUUUGUUUACACUUAAGUCGUACUGCAACUGCAUUAGUGUGUCCUAUAAAGGAAUGUAGUGUUGACUCGUGUCUGUCCCGUGUUUGUUGUGUCUCGCUCAAACGAUCUCGUGCCAUGUUCACCGCCAAUUGGUGGAUAAAUGUCAUUACGCCAUGUACAAUAAUAGUUACGAUCGCCUAUUAUUUCUGCGUGUCGACCUUCAAGAGAUGGGAAAAGCUAAACGUGCCUUACAUUAAACCGAUUCCGUUGUUUGGAAACUUUUUGAAUAUAGCCUUGGGAAAAGACCAUCCGUUGGAAUUUUACAACAAAAUCUAUUACGAGUUCGCCGGUCGCAAAUAUGGAGGACUGUUCCAGAUGAGGACACCUUAUUUAAUGGUUCGUGAUCCAGAAAUAAUCAACGACGUGAUGAUAAAAGACUUCUCGUCUUUUCCCGACCGUGGUAUCUACUCAGAUUUCACGGCCAAUCCGUUGUCAAACAACCUGUUCUUCAUGGAAAAUCCUCAAUGGAAAACAAUAAGAAACAAAUUGAGCCCCGCUUUCACGUCAGGAAAGCUGAAGACGAUGUACGAUCAGAUCAAAAAGUGCGGCGACGAAUUGAUGAAAAACAUCGAUAUAGAUUUAAAUAAAAAUGGCAAUGAAAUAGAGGUAAGGGACAUCCUGGGAAAGUAUUCUACUGACGUCAUCGGCACUUGCGCUUUUGGGCUCAAGUUGAACGCCAUAAGUGACGACGAAUCCCCAUUUCGUAAGUACGGAAAAUCAAUAUUCACACCUUCACUAAGGAUGCUUUUCAGAGAAUUAUGUUUGAUGAUUACUCCUGCACUUUUGAAAGUCAUAAGAGUGAAAGAUUUUCCAACGGCCGCCACUGACUUUUUUCACGCGGCGUUUAAAGAAACGAUGACGUAUAGAAUUGAAAAUAAAAUAGUCAGAAAUGACUUCGUUCAUUGUUUAAUGCAAGCAAGAAAUGAUUUAGUUUUGAAUACCGAUUUACCAAAACAUGAAAAAUUCACUGAAACACAAAUCGUAGCAAAUGCUUUUGUAAUGUUUGCUGCUGGUUUUGAAACUGUAUCCACUACUGUAAGUUAUUCUUUAUAUGAACUAGCAUUAGAUAAAUCUAUUCAAGACAGAGCACGCGAAGAGAUUCAACUAAAACUGUCCAAAAAUGACGGACAAAUUAACCAUGAAUUUUUGAUGGAUCUUAAUUACUUGGAUAUGGUUAUAGCGGAAACACUCCGUAAGUAUCCUCCACUGGUUGCUUUGUUCAGAAAAGCAUCACAAACAUAUAGAAUACCCAACGAUUCUUUAAUAAUUGAAAAGGGCCAAAAAAUAAUAAUUCCAAUUUAUGCAAUUCAUUACGAUACUAAGUAUUACCCGGAGCCUGAAAAGUUUAUACCUGAAAGAUUUUCGGUUGAAGAAAAAGCAAAACGGCCAAGUGGCAUUUAUCUUCCAUUUGGCGACGGACCUCGAAUGUGUAUAGGAAAACGUUUCGCAGAGAUGGAAAUGAAAUUGGCUUUUGUUGAAAUAUUGACCAAAUUUGAAGUAUUUCCAUGUGAAAAAACAGAAGUUCCUCUAAAAUAUUCUAAUAAAGUUUUAACAUUAAUGCCAAAGCAUGGGAUUUGGCUAAGAUUUAAUAGAAUUAAUUGACAAAUGAUUAUGAUUUAAGGACAAAAAGAAACAUUAGGUACCUACUGCUUUAAUUUAACUGCUUACCGGAAAAGUUGAUUUUUAUUUUAACGAUUUAUAUUUAAAUUUUUGUAUCGAGAUAUUUUUAACAUCACUUCUUGCCUUAUAUCUUAAUAUUAUGAGCGUAAUUAGGGGAGGGGGCUUGGGGGACUUAGCCCCCUUUUUUUAAUAAUAUUUUAGUUAAAAAUAAUAAUGAUAAGGGUUUGUGCUGUUGAUACAAUUUUAGCCCUCCAACCCCCAGAAAAUAUUCUUAGUUGCACCUAUGAUAUACGUGCGUAUGUGUCUUAUUUUCACAGGGUUACGCUAAUUCACUGAAUUGUAAAUGUGUAUACGCCGUAAACCCAUUGUCGUAACUCCAUUAAAUUUCAACAGGUGCAAGACUUUCACAAGUUCAAUAAUAUUAUAAACACAAUUAAUGAUUAUUAGUCGUAUUUGAAGCCAAUUGCUUUGCUUGCGUACUUUGAUUACAUACAAACAUCAAAAUCUGUAUAUUUUUAAGACUAUACCUAUAUGUGUAUAAGAAUAUUCUAUGUCUAGAGAUACGGACGUCCGUCUUGUUAAAAUGUAAUGUUUUUUUGAAACAAUAAAUGUUAUUUUGUUAAAAUCUAUAAUAACUAUGAUAAUGACACUACUAUAAUUUAUAAUAGUGAUAACAAUAUUUUAAAUAUGGUUAUCAAAAUAAUUCAACAAAUCAAUGAAAUAGUAUUGUAUUUUAAAAGGAUUAUAUUUCAGAAACAAAAUUAUAUAAUAUUCACAAUAUUUAACUGUCGGUGUAAUAGUUUUUGAAUUAAAAUAAUACAAUUAUUUACAAUUAUUAUUAAUGCGUGUUGUAUAUACUGAAUACUUGGUCUUUAUAAUAAAGCAAACUUUAUCUCAAA
Molecule: messenger RNA, 2714 nt
Organism: Acyrthosiphon pisum (pea aphid)
Lineage: Eukaryota; Metazoa; Arthropoda; Insecta; Hemiptera; Aphididae
Product: putative cytochrome P450 6a13
Exons: 4
Coding region: 16-1797 (593 amino acids)
Molecular function (GO): heme binding; monooxygenase activity; oxidoreductase activity, acting on paired donors, with incorporation or reduction of molecular oxygen
Source: RefSeq, a predicted model, not a curated record